AUGUCAACGACACCAAAAACAUCCAAUCUAAAUAAAGGUGCACAAGGUGAAGCACCAGCAAGUAAGGGACCACAAGCAAAUCAAAAUGAAAAUAAUCGUUAUGAAAUUGUUGAAUGUGGUCAAUUACAUACACUUAAUUAUCGUUGUUAUUUUCGUGAUGUACAAACAAAAUUAAUAGUAUCACCAUUUCAUGACAUUCCACUUGUUAAUGAACAUUAUACAUCAUCAAAUCAAAAUCAACGAACAACAAUUUAUAAUAUGGUUGUUGAAGUACCACGAUGGACAAAUGCUAAAAUGGAAAUAAAUAAACAAUUAAAAUUGAAUCCACUUUCACAAGAUGUUAAAAAUGGUAAACCUCGUUUUGUUCAUAAUGUAUUUCCUUAUCAUGGUUAUUUAUGGAAUUAUGGUGCAUUACCUCAAACAUGGGAAGAUCCAAAUCAUGUUGAUGAAGAUACAAAAACAACAGGUGACAAUGAUCCAUUAGAUGUAUGUGAAAUAGGUACUGAUCUUCAUCCAACUGGUUCAAUUGUACCUGUUAAAAUAGUUGGUGUACUUGGUUUAAUUGAUGAAGGUGAAACAGAUUGGAAAUUAAUUGGUAUUGACAUUCGUGAUAAACUUGCAUCACAAAUAAAUGAUAUUAAUGAUGUUGAUACACAUCUUCCAGGUUUACUUGAAGCAACACGUCGUUGGUUUAAAUAUUAUAAAGUUCCAACAGGAAAACCUCCAAAUAAAUUUGCACUUAAUGAACAAUAUGGUGAUCGAGCAUAUGCACAACGUGUUAUUGAUGAAACAAGAAAAUAUUGGGAAAAAUUAGCAAGUGGUGAAACAAAAGUUGACGAAAAAGUUUGUUCAAUUGUUAAUACAACACUUCAUAAUCGUGGUACAAUCAAAAAAGAAGAUGCAGAAAAAAUUGUUGAAGCUAAUGAAAAACAUCAAAAAGAACCGGCCAAACUUGAUUCAAGUGUUCAUCAACUUGCAUAUGUUCGAGAUCAAUGA
Messenger RNA from Rotaria sp. Silwood1, 996 nucleotides. NCBI's taxonomy places the organism in Eukaryota, Metazoa, Rotifera, Eurotatoria, Philodinida, Philodinidae. The record is from the annotation of a GenBank genome assembly.